Molecule: messenger RNA, 3807 nt
Organism: Coccomyxa subellipsoidea C-169
Lineage: Eukaryota; Viridiplantae; Chlorophyta; Trebouxiophyceae; Coccomyxaceae
Exons: 19
Coding region: 1-3807 (1268 amino acids)
Biological process (GO): mRNA export from nucleus
Cellular component (GO): cytoplasm; transcription export complex 2; nucleus
Source: RefSeq, a predicted model, not a curated record
AUGAGCUCGGCAGCAGCCCAGCAGAACGCGCGGCCAGACAGUGCCAAGGCGCCUGGCCGCGCAUCAACCAUUUUCGGGCGCUUGGGAGCCGCCUCUGCCCCAUCGGCCAGCACUCAGGCUGCUCAAGUACCAGAGUCGGCGAGCACAAAGGCGGCAGUGGACGCGUCGGCCAAGCAGCGGCGGUCACAGAGGUUUGGGGCCAGCCUGCAGGACAUCCAGGUGCCAGGGGGACUCGGCUCCAGCCAGGGUGCCGCGUUUGGUGCGCAUGCUUUCGCCCCCUCCAGAGAGCCGUCGCCAAUAGGGCGGGCCAGCCCAGAGCCCAUGGGAGACGAUGCAGACGCUGGCCCUGGCAUAAUGGAUGAUGACGGGGGGGGCAUCCAGCAGGGCACCAUACAAGGCACCUGCACUGACAUGUGCCCGGCGUCGGAGAUCGAGCGGCGCAUGCGGAUCGAAGACAUCUCCUCGUUCGAGCGGAUGGUGCCGACCCGCGCCGAGACCACCACGGAGCUGGCCGUCAAGAAAUUCGCCCGUAAUAUAGAGCAGAGACCGGAGAACUUCCGAACGAUGGAAGCGCUGCAGCGGACGAUGGCGCACCUACGUGCGAUCAUGGACCGGCAGGACUCGCGUCUGGUCGAGAUCCACAAGUUUUUGUGGGACCGCUUCAGGGGCGUCCGCCAGGACCUCUUCGUCCAGGGCUUCGAGGGGCCGGACGCAAUUAAGAUGUAUGAGGAGCACAUCCGGUUCAUGAUCCUGGCGGAGCACGAGCUGUGCGAGGAGACCACGGCCGCCGCAGACCAGGAAGCCUUCAACAGCCACCUCAACCUGGAGCAGAUCAACAAGGCAUUGAUAUCGCUCAAUUCGAUGUACGAUAAGCAGCGCGCAAAGGGGACGCCCAUGGCGACAGAGGUGGAGUUCCGGGCAUACCAUCUGCUCACGCUCAUCGGCACCCACGGCCGCUAUGGCUAUAAUUCUUCAGAGUACCAGAAUGCCCUCUCGGACCUGUGCCCGGAGGUGCUGCUGCACGGGGAGGUGCAGCGGGUGCUGGCCAUGCAGCGCGCUCUGGACAGCGGCGCAUGGGUCGCCUUCUUCCGCCUGGCCACGCACGCCCCCUACCUGCAGGGCUGCCUCGCCCACAUGUACUUCCGCGGCGUCCGCGCCAAAGCGCUGACAGUUCUCGCCUCCACAGGGUCUGGUCCGGCCAGCAGGGGCCUGGAGUACUCCCUAGGAAAGCUGAAGAACAGCGUCCACCUCAACUCCCUGAAAGAUGCUGCUGAGCUGUGCGAAGCCGCCGGGCUGGAGGGCUUCAAGGCAAACUCCGACAACGUGCCCCGGCGGCGCUCGCACGCCAUCAGCGCCAAGGCGCAGCCGCUGCGGAGCCAGGUCGCGCAGAGCAUCGUGCCCGACCCCCGAGCCGCGGCACAGGCGCAGGCGCUCGCCCAAGAGCAGAUGGAACGCCUGCUCGCUAGGCGCACACAGCAGGAGGCAGAGGCUGCAGAGCGGCAGCAGGCGCAGCAGCAGGCGAUGGAGGCUGCACGGCAGCAGGCCGCUGCAAGGGCGGCUCAGGAGCAGGCCGCCAGGGAGGCAGCACAGCGCGACAGAGAAGCCCAGCAGGCCGCUGCAGAGAGGCAGGCGGAGUUGGUGCGCCAGCAGCAAGCGGCUGCCGAAGCGGACCGGCUGCAGCGUCAGCGGGACCGCGCUGCGGCCGAGGCUGAGCGGCUUGCGAAAGAGCGGCAGCGCUUGCUCGAACAGCUGCGCCAGGCCGAGGAGCGCGCGCAAGCAGCCGCUGCCGAGGCCCGACGCAGGGAAGAGGCCAGGUGGCAGGCUGAGUUGGAGGCCAGGCGAGCAGAGCAGGAGAGGCAGCGGCGCGAGCGUUUGGAGCUCGAGCGGCUAGAGUUGGAACGCCGUCGCCGCCAGGAGGAGGGGCUGAGGGCGGUGGCGGCCAAGCGGCUGUGGCGGCUGGUGCGGCAGGCGGCGCGGCUGUGGGCGGCCGCGGUGCAGCGCGCCAGAGAUGCCCGCGCGGCAGAGGAGCGCCUGCUCAACGCCCUCAAGCGCGUCAACGUCGGCAUGCAUGCCCGGCCUGUUGGGCCCUUCAGGAGCCCCUCUGCUGCACCUCUGCCAGAGGUGGCGGGCAGCAGGGUAGCGCAGUGCAGCACGACAGAGAGGGCGGCAGCCAUGCGCGAGCUGCUAGUCCCUCUGGACCCGUCGCGGCUGCUCGGGCCGGCGCUGGCCGCGCGCAACCCGGCAGCCGCCGUCCUCUUCUGGAAGCUGGUGCUGCUGCAGGGCCUUGCCGGCGCACUGGACUCCUCCCAGGAAUGGCUGUGGUCCAAGCUGUCGCUGAACAGGGACUUGAAGGACACUGGAGCCCAGAGCAUGCCAUGCACCGCUCUGAGCAGCCUGCGAGAGGCGCUUCCUUCUGGAGGCGACCGGGUCCUGCACACUUGCGUGUGUGAUGCCAGCGCAGCAGUGGGCAGCACAGCUGGAGAACAGCAACAUCUGACUGCUGCCACUUCCGGCGUGGCAGCCAUCCUGCUGCACAUCACAGAGGGGGAUGAUCCCAAGUCUGCGCAUCAGAGGCUGCAUGCUGUGCUGGACUCCCUAGGAACCGGCGUGCAGGUACCUCUGCUGCUGGCAUCCUCCAGCACGUCCUUGACCGAGUCAGACCUGGAGCAUUGGUUAGACGGCGUCCUGGCCAGCGAUACCCAACUGUCGCAGCAUAUUGCCGAGCGGCAGGUCAUCAGCGUCGCAGCGCCUCCCUCAACCGACGCCAACCGAAGCCUCGAGCAGGGCCUCCUGUGGCUGGCCGCGCGCGCCCCAAACCAGCUCCGCCUCAAGGUGGUGGACUUGCGAGAAGCAGCGCGGCAGGAGCUGAGGGCCCGGACGGGCGCGCUCAGUGGCGACUCCACACCCGCGGUUUGGGUGGCGGCCUUCAACGAGUCCCUGGCGGCAACCGAGCGGCGCGCGACUGCCGCGGCCGCAUCGCGCGCAGCCGCCUGGCGCUGGCCGCCGCUGGAAUGCGCCGGCAUGGAGGGAACGCUGCCUGCAGACUGGCACAACCCUGCUGUGCAGGCCAGCAUCUGCCAGGCCCUGCGCAACCUGCGCCUGCCAGUCUAUCCCCGUCUGGGCGCCCAUGAAGAUGUUGCGCGGAAGGUGGCGGAGUACGUGCAGGAUGCACUGGGAAGCGCGCCCGCAGGCGGCGACUGGAGACACGUCCUGUCGGAGGCCUUUGUGCGGCGUCUGUUUGCCCUGGAGGCGGCCAACCUGCAACCAGCAGUCAUGGUGGACGAGCCGGAGCAGCACUCACUGCCUGCGCCUUCCAAUCUCCAGCUUCCCACCAUGGCUCUAACCGGCGCUCUGUCAGAGCCGGACAGCCCGCCCCGCAAACGCAAAUGGAACGGGGGUCUGGGAGGGAUUCUGGCUGUGAAGGCAGCAGCGCAUGGCAUUCAGGCGCCCAGGUUCAGCCCGGGCGUCACAGCUCGAGUGCAGCUGCCGAGCAGCUCUGCCGCAGCUGCGUCCCCGAGCAGCGGCGCCGGCAUGGCCGACGUGUUCGCAGGCGUGCCCUCCAGCGCCGAUGAGUCAGCGCGAUGUGAGCGCGCCGGUGCUGCGCGCAGACUGGCGCUGCUGCAGCAGGACAUUGAAGCAAGGCUGCAGAGUAAUGAGCGCCUGGCUCAGGGACUCGACAAUGUCUCAGUUAGCCCGGGUGCCCACGUAAGUGGUGAGCAGCAGACGCCUGAGCGGCAGCCGCAGAGUGAGAUAGACAAGGAGCGCGCACUGACGGCCUUCCUGGAGCGAGCAGUGAUGACUUGCUAG